UUUAAUUUAGAAAAAAAAGAUAAUAAUAAUCCCCAAAUCGAAGGGAGGCUUCGUCCCUUCUAUAAAGUCGUUCCGACGUUUUCUGCUCGCCGGCGAGUCUCCGCCACCGUCACCACCAGCUCUACUUACAUCUCCGUCAUCCAUCGUCUACGCCUAGAUCCGCGUAGUAUAUGUAUUCGACGAAUCUUUUGUUGCAAUUCGAUUCUUCUUUGACGGGAUUUAUAUUUCAGUGGAUACAAACUAUCAGGAGUGAUGUAUCAGUGGAGGAAAUUCGAUUUCUUCGAGGAGAAGAAAUCGAAAAUUCCGGAGGAGAUAGAGGGCGAAAUCCAGUGCUGUUCCAGCGGUAGAGGCAAGAUCGUUCUUGGUACCCAAGACGGCGGGGUUUCGGUGCUUGAUCGUGGCCUCCAGCUUCAAUACUCCUUCGCUGCUCACUCCUCCUCCGUACUCUUCCUCCAGCAGCUCAAGCAAAGAAACUUUUUAGUGACGGUUGGAGAGGAUGAGCAAAUGCCUCCACAGCAAGCUGCUAUGUGUUUAAAGGUUUUCGAUCUUGAUAAAAAGCUGGAAGAGGGAUCAAGUGCAUCAACCCCAACCCCGGAGUGCGUUCAAAUUUUGAGGAUAUUCACAAACCAAUUUCCUGAAGCAAAGAUCACUUCUUUUUUAGUUUUCGAAGAAGCACCGCCAAUUAUAUUUGUUGCCCUUGGUCUGGAGAAUGGUUGUAUUUAUUGCAUUCAAGGCGACAUUGCCCGGGAGCGUAUCAAGCGCUUCAAGCUUGAGGUUAAUGCCAGUCAGUCUGGAAAAAUGAAUUCAGCAGUUUUGGGUCUUGGUUUCCGGGUGGAUGGUCAAGGAUUUCAACUUUUUUCUGUCACUCCAAGUUCUGUAAGCUUGUUCGAUUUGCGGAGUCAAAUACCUAAGAGGCAAACACUUGAUGAGAUUGGUUCAGAGACUGCUAGUGUAGCCAUGAGUGACCACUCGGAACUGAUCAUUGGUCGACCUGAAGCUGUCUAUUUCUAUGAGGUUGAUGGUCGAGGCCCUUGUUGGGCCUUUGAGGGAUUGAAAAAGCUUCUUGGCUGGUUUCGAGGUUACCUUUUAUGUGUUUCUGCUGAUCAAAGAACUGGGAAGAAUACGUUCAACAUUUAUGACCUGAAGAACCGUUUAAUAGCUCAUAGUAUAGCCGUUAAAGAAGUUUCUCACAUGCUCAGUGAAUGGGGUAAUAUAGUCCUCAUAAUGGCAGACAAGACUGUCCUUUUGGUUGUGGAGAAGGAUAUGGAAAGCAAGUUAGAUAUGCUUUUCAAGAAAAAUCUAUAUACAGUGGCUAUUAAUAUUGUCCAGAGCCAGAAAGCUGAUGCUGCGGCCAUUGCUGAUGUUCUACGGAAAUACGGCGAUCAUUUAUACAGCAAGCAAGAGUAUGAUGAAGCGAUGGCUCAGUAUAUCCAUACCAUUGGGCAUCUGGAACCUUCAUAUGUCAUACAGAAGUUUUUGGAUGCACAGAGAAUCUACAACUUAACAAAUUACCUCGAAAAUUUACAUGAGAAGGGGCUUGCAUCCAAAGAUCACACCACUCUUUUGCUGAACUGUUACACGAAGCAAAAAGAUGUAGAAAAGUUGAAUUUGUUCAUUAAAAAUGAGGAUGGGGUUGGGGAACUGAAAUUCGAUGUGGAAACUGCAAUUAGGGUAUGUAGAGCUGCCAAUUACCAUGAGCAUGCAAUGUAUGUUGCCAAGAAGUCUGGGAGACACGAAUUGCACUUGAAGAUUUUGCUCGAGGACUUAGGUAUGUAUGAUGAAGCACUACACUAUAUUAACGGUCUUGAGCCAAGUCAAGCUGGGGCAACUGUUAAAGAGUAUGGGAAAAUCCUUAUAGAGCACAAGCCCAAGGAAACAAUUCAAAUACUGAUGAGACUUUGUACUGAAGGAGAACAGUCCAGGAGAGGAUCCUUUUUAUCCAUGCUACCGUCUCCUGUCGAUUUUCUCAAUAUUUUUGUGCAUCAUCCACAGUGGCUUCUGGAGUUUCUCGAACAAUACAUUGAGAAAGUGAAGGAUUCACCUGCUCAAGUCGAAAUCAAUAACACACUAUUAGAGUUGUACCUCUCUCACAACCUAGAAUUUCCUUCUCUUUCACAAACUGGAAACAUUGAAAAUGGUGGUGCUAGGACAGAUAGAUCAUCCCAUACUGCUGCAUUGGCCAGACCAGAAUCUAAUGGAAAAGUAACUUCUGACGAAACAAAUGAGGAGAAACAUCGCCAGGAGAGACGUCGAAAGGGGCUACUCUUGCUUGAAGGUGCAUGGCCUUCUGAUCAGGAGCAGCCGUUGUACGAUGUUGAUCUUGCCAUAAUUUUGUGUGAAAUGAACUCUUUUAAUGAAGGGCUCUUGUUUUUGUACGAGAAGUUGAAGCUGUACAAGGAUGUGAUUGCUUGCUAUAUGCAUGCACAUGACCAUGAGGGUUUAAUUGCAUGCUGCAAGAGACUUGGGGAUUCGGGGAAAGGUGGGGACCCUACACUUUGGGCAGAUCUAUUGAAGUACUUUGGUGAACUCGGAGAAGAUUGCUCCAAAGAAGUUAAAGAAGUUUUAACUUACAUAGAGAGGGAUGACAUCUUGCCUCCAAUUAUAGUUCUUCAAAUCUUGUCAAGAAAUCCAUGCCUUACACUUUCGGUAAUUAAAGAUUAUAUAGCCCGGAAGCUGGAACAGGAGUCAAAGCUGAUCGAGUCGGAUCGAUUGGCUAUUGAAAAGUAUCAGGAGGAAACGUCAAACAUGAGAAAAGAAAUCCAAGAUCUUCGAACAAAUGCAAGGAUCUUCCAGCUUAGCAAGUGCACCGCCUGCACAUUUACUCUCGACCUUCCUGCUGUCCACUUCAUGUGCAUGCAUUCGUUCCACCAACGAUGCCUUGGUGACAACGAAAAAGAAUGCCCCGAGUGUGCACCCGAUUACAGAGCAGUACUAGAAAUGAAGAGAAAUCUUGAGCAGAAUUCCAAAAACCAAGACCACUUCUUCCAGAAAGUCAAGAAUUCGAAAGAUGGCUUCUCGGUAGUUGCUGAGUAUUUCGGUAAGGGCAUCAUCAGCAAAACAAAGAAGCCUCCGGAAACUCAGACAACAACCAAUGAUUAUUCCAGCGAAAACUUUUGACGAUAUCCCUCUCAUUUGUCAAAUAUUUCUCUCUUGUGAUGAACAUACAACACAAAUCCGGAGUCACUGCGAGCUCAUUCUUGUUGAAGAGUUCUGUGGAAGGUUCGUCUCUACAGGUUCGUGAUUUCUAUCCGUGUGCUGUAGUUUUCCUUGCUUGAUAUCACGUGUUUAUGUUUAUGUGCUUUCAUUAUUUCUGUUUUCUUUUUGUUUCCGGUAGAAUCAUUCCAACUUUUUGAUUAUUUGCUUGGAUUGUUUUGAGUGAACAUGCAAUGGUUUUCAAUGCGGGUUGAUCGAUCCAUCGACCUGUCUAUUUAUAUGAACUCUGCAUGAAAUCCAAA
Molecule: messenger RNA, 3455 nt
Organism: Andrographis paniculata
Lineage: Eukaryota; Viridiplantae; Streptophyta; Magnoliopsida; Lamiales; Acanthaceae
Product: vacuolar protein-sorting-associated protein 11 homolog
Exons: 5
Coding region: 253-3117 (954 amino acids)
Biological process (GO): intracellular protein transport; vacuole organization; vesicle-mediated transport
Cellular component (GO): endosome; HOPS complex
Molecular function (GO): protein binding; protein-macromolecule adaptor activity
Source: RefSeq, a predicted model, not a curated record